CUAUUCUAGUGUUCUGUUGAAGUAGAGAGGUGUGCGUAGUGUAUUACCAGUAGAAUGCAAUUGAGGCAGCAGCAUGGGAUGUACAGGAUCCUUGCAGCGCUGUUCUGGACGUACUGUAGCUUUUGCAGACUCUUGUUGGGGAUCCCGAUGAGAAGAGUGUUACAGUAGUCCAGUCUAGAGGAGACGAAGGCGUGAACCAGUUUCUCAGCAUCAGCUAAGGAUGAUUGACAUUUGCCUGUGCUGAGUCAAGUAGCAGAAUGCCCGGUGUGCCCUGCGGGGCCUUGCAACACCACACUGUGCCCGUAACCUGUGCCAUUAUCUGUUUCUGGCUGCUGAUCCUGGUCCACUCUGCCUUUUGCCAGAAACCUGCUAAGCUGCCUCUGGUGGGCCGCAAGCCUUUCCUUGCAGCCUGGAAUGCUCCACUGGACAUGUGUACCUUGAAGUAUAAUGUCAAUGUCAGUCUUGAUCUUUUCCACAUCAGCGGCAGUCCACGAGCGGUCCACACAGGCCAAAAUGUCACCAUCUUCUAUGCCAACCGCCUGGGCUACUACCCUUUCUACAAUGAACAAGAGGUUUCCAUCAACGGAGGCCUACCUCAGAACACUAGUCUUGAAGAACAUCUUCGCAAAGCCCAAAAAGACAUAGCACACUUCAUUCCUUCAGAAGACUUCCGUGGCUUGGCUGUAAUCGACUGGGAGUACUGGAGACCGCAAUGGAGUCGGAAUUGGCACAAGAAAGACAUUUACCGACAGAAUUCGCGCAAGCUGAUCGCACAGGCAUACAUUAAUGUGACUGAAGAGCAGGAGGAAGAGUUGGCACGUUUGCGAUUCGAGAAGAGUGCCAGGGCGUUCAUGCAGGGCACUUUGCAGCUUGCUACUCAAACUCGCCCACAUGGCCUCUGGGGUUUCUAUCUGUACCCUGACUGUCACAAUUACAAUGUUCAUGCACACAACUACAGUGGCACAUGCCCCCAACAGGAAACUCUCCGAAAUGAUGAGCUGUUUUGGAUGUGGAACAGCAGCACUGCCCUUUUUCCGGCCCUGGCGAUACGCAAGGGCCACAUGGACAGCAUUCGCAACCUGCAUUUCUCGAAGAAUAGGGUAAUGGAGGCGCUGAGGCUGGCCUCCCUUACCUCAUUGCCCUAUGAGCUUCCUACAUACGUAUACACAAGACUGGGGUAUAGGGACGAGGCAAUGACAUUUCUGACUCAGAAGGACUUGAUAAACACAAUAGGAGAAAUUGCUGCUUUGGGAGCUGCAGGUUUUGUAAUUUGGGGAGAUCUUAACCUCACUUCCUCAAGGCACAACUGUUCCAAGGUGAAGGCAUUUCUAAACUAUAGACUGGGUCAGUACAUCAUUAACGUUACCCGGGCAGCAGAAGUUUGUAGCGAAUACCUGUGUCAGUUGAACGGACGUUGCAUCCGCCGAGACCCCGAGGCACCCCACUACCUGCACCUGAGCCGCACCAGCUACCGCAUACUGAACAACCGCAAUGGCACCUUCAACGUGACCGGCAGGCACUCCCAGCACGAGCUGCAACUGUUGGCCGAGAGGUUCCACUGUCAUUGUUAUCAGGGUUACCAGGGGGAUCGCUGUGAUAGCAUAGAGCCAACCGAGAAAGAGAAGGACAACAUGAUAGAAGAGGAUGUGGAGGAAGAGAAAAAGGUGGAACAGGAGAGAAACGUAGAGAAUAGGGAUACUGCUGUGCCUUUACAAAAUGCCUUUGUACUGACCACUCUUAUUCUCCUGUUGAAUUUUAGUUGUAUUUAAAGUGAUAGUUCACCCAAAAAUGAAAAUGAUGUAAUUAUUUACUCAUCCGCAUGUCAUUCUUUAAAAAUGUCUACUUUUGUGUGAAACUGAAAAAAUAACAUGGUAUUUACAUGGCGAGUAAAUAAUUGUGCUUUUUUUGUGUGAACUAUUCUUUUAUGAAAAUGUGCCCAAAAAGCCACACAAUGGCACAUCAUAGCUCAAUUGGGUUUCAGUGAUUUGCAUUAGUGAAGAUUUUUACAACUGACGUCGCUGUUUGGUGAUGUAGACGCAGGCUUGUUUGCAUAAAUUGGAGUUUGACUAGAUUCAUAAUGACUGACUGUUCUGAAUCUUAGUUAUCAUUACCAUUACCAUUACCAUUAUAUGCUUUGUAAUUUGUACUGAAUGCUAGAUUCGUAUGUUCAUUUGUUGAUGGAUUUCAACAGGAAAAGUUGAAUCUAUGCAUUUUUUUUUUUUUUUUUUUUUUUUUUUACAAAGCACUGACACCAAGUACUUACCUGUGACUAGAGACCCAACAUUAUAAAACCAAGCCUAUCCCUUUAAAUAAUGCUUGCUGUCAGAGCACUUCAAAGUCAGGGAGCAAACUUAUCUAAAACGGGGUACAUGAAAUUGUAGCCUUCUGUGAUACAAACGUUGUAAUGUAAUCAAUGCAUUUAAAACCGGCCAAAUAUGAUAUGUAAAGCUUUAAAAAAAAAAAAAAAAAAAAAAGGUCAUGUGACACAUAUUACAUCAUUUUGCUUACAGUAGAGGAUUAUACACUUAAAGGGAUAGUUCACCAAAAAUGUAAAUGGUCUCAUCAUUUAAUCACUCUCAUGCCAUCCCAGAUGUGUGACUUUCUUUCUUUCUUUUGCUAUUAACAAACAAAUACUUUUAGAAGAAUAUCUCACCUCUGUAGGUCCAUACAAUGCACGUAAAUGGUGACCAAAUCUCUGAAGCUCCAAAAAGCACAUAAAGGCAGCAUAAAAUAAAUCCAUAAGACUCCAGUGGUUAAAUCUGCAAACCGAUAUGAUUGGUGUGUGUGAGAAACAGAUCAAUAUUUAAGUCUUAUUUUACUAUAAAUCUGCACUUUCACUUUCUUCUUCUUUUGUUUUUGAUGAUUCGCAUUCUUAGUGCAUAUCACCACCUACUGGGCAGGGAGGAGAAUUUAUAGUGAAAAAUAACAUUUACUUACUUUUACGCUGCCUUUAUAUGCUUUUUGAAGCUUCAAAAUGUUGGUACUCAUUCACUAUCUACAUUACGGAGCUGAAUUAUUCUUGUAAAAAUCUUUGUUUUCAACAGAUUAAUAAGUCAUAUAUGGCAUGAGGGUGAGUAAAUAAUGAGAGAAUUUUCAUUUUUGAGUAAACUAUCACUUUACGAUAUAAUCUUAGAUUCAUCAUUAUUUUAGUUAACAUGUACUAGUAGAACAUAUUAACCAUAUAGCCCACUGUCUUUAAUAAUUAUAAAGAUAUAAAAUAUAGAUUAGCAAAGAUAUUAUGUGCCUCAAUUUAUGAUAUACAUAUUUUUCCUGAAACAAAAGUAUGGGUCCAGUCACAAUGCACAUUAGACUGUUAUUAUUGUUAAUUAGAGCUGGUUGUUGCAUUUCCUGUCCUAUAAAGUUAUAGUAAUGUACCAAAUCACAUUGAGUUGCCUAUGUAACUUGAAAGCUAUUCAAAUAGAGUACAAACACAAUCACACUACCUAGAUUACAGGUAUGGUGAGUGAAUUCAUAAUUUUAUCUUUUAAAAUAUAGAUCUUUAUCAAUAGCCUACUGUAUAACAGAAGAAAAACAAUGUACUGAUUAGAUUACUGAUAGAGAAACCUCACAACCAGAGUUAAAGCUAAUUUGCAUAAAUUACAAACAUUUAAAUCGCAGAUUGUCAUUUUGUUUUUUUCUAAAAUAGCUCUCUCUAAACCGAUGAAGAUUGCAUUUGUUUACUCAAUGCAGGAAAUUGUAUGUGUUAAACUGUGUGUAAAGUUAUUGUAGCGUAAGGUGUAGGUGAAUGUGAAAAUGAAGAGUAGACUGAGUGUUGCAUGUUUACUGAUUCAAGAACAGCACUUUACUUUACACAACUUAAAGGUCAGUCUUACCAUUCAACAAGCCAGGCCCCAGCAAAACCAAACACACCAGCAUUCUCAGUCAGGCAUAGCUGCUCCCCUCCAACAACGCCGCUCGUCUUCGGAUGAGCUGACUCGAGAAUAAUUGUCCUUUCUGGUAUCCUUUGCUUUGAGAUGCUAAUUGCAAUUUCCUAUGCUUCCUCUUCGGGAGAGAACUCUCAUCCCCGGGGCCAGGGUGCGUCCUAGACCCCUGUACACCGUUCUUCAUGGCUCGACGUCUUCGCUGCCCUGAUUGCACUCCGUCGUUCUCGUGCUUCCCCAUCACGAUGCAGAACUCUUUUCCCUCUGCUCGGAUAGCACUUACUGUAUGCUGUGAGUGAUCAGGGAAGCUUCAGAUUUGACUGCUGCUUUGUCCAUUCUUGAAUUGCUUUGUCCCAUCCCAUUUCUGACACCACUGUAGCAUAAGGCAUGGGUGGAUGUGGAAGUGAAGAGGAGACUGAGUGUUGCAUGUUUGCUGAUUCAAGAACAGCUCUUUAUUUUACACAACUUAAAAAGAAGUCUUACUAUUCAACAAGCCAGGCCCAAACAUUCUCAAUCAUGGUAACUCCCCCAAAAUAAAAACCCCUUUUUCAAGCCCAGCAUAACAGAACAUGAGAUAAAAGAUAUGCCUAUUCAUUUAAUUUCUUCCUAAACACAACUUAUUUAACACUUAACUGCUUAAUUUAACUAACACAUUCCCAGCCCUACCCUGAGCAUCCUUGAAAAUGGAAAUCCCUGCACAAAUUCAACCACCCACCACACAUUACUUCACAGUAUAUAGGAUGGGCAAGGAUGAAGCGGGAACCGGUAGAACAGUCAAUGUAAACUUAAAUGUGAAACUCAAUUUAAAUCAAACAUAAACAAACACAGACACAUAUGCAACGUGGCUGAGUGCGUUUCUCUCUCUCAAACCAGCGUCUCCGGCUGCCCUUUAUCUUGCUCUCCUGCUGAUUCCCGCUGAUUCAAUGCCAGCCAUGCUCCAUCACGCCCUGGCCAUGCCCUCCUCAUCGUCACAAUGUGCUUCUAUCUUUUUUGCUCAUCUGAACAAAGCAAUAUAGAACCACUGAUACUGAAAAACAAAACAUAGGAAGGUAUAUACCUCAAAAUCUUUCAAUACCUAAUCUUUGAGUAGAACCUGCAAAUUGCUAUAUAUUUGUGAGUUUGACAAAUAUGUCCAGUUUCAGGUUGAUGAAAUAUAUUGGACUAUAUUUUGUCACUAUUUUCAGGCGUAUUAUUACCUGCUUUUGACACAAUAACACAUAUGUGCAGUUUUGAAAAAUAUCAUAUUUUGUAGCAUUUUUUAGACAAUAUGGGACAAUAUUAUCAGAGCCUUUAAUGUCAUUCAGUGUCUUUAUUACCUCGGUGCUAAACGUUGCCAGUCUCCAAAUAUAUUUCCACAAACAAUGUAAAUAUAUAUAUAUAUAUAUAUAUAUAUAUAUAUAUAUAUAUAUAUAUAUAUAUAUAUAUAUAUGCAAUGUGUAAUUAAAUACUUGAUGGGGUUUUUUAUAUUAAGCAAUACUACCAAAUACUAAAUGAAGACAAUGUAAUGUGCAACAAAUGUUGCUUGACUCUUGAUGCACUGCAAAUAAAGGAUUGU
Molecule: messenger RNA, 5436 nt
Organism: Xyrauchen texanus (razorback sucker)
Lineage: Eukaryota; Metazoa; Chordata; Actinopteri; Cypriniformes; Catostomidae
Product: hyaluronidase-4-like
Exons: 5
Coding region: 258-1769 (503 amino acids)
Biological process (GO): hyaluronan catabolic process; carbohydrate metabolic process
Molecular function (GO): hyalurononglucosaminidase activity
Source: RefSeq, a predicted model, not a curated record